GACCGUGUUUCACAAGCGCACAGGCCUUUUUCAGAUUUUGCGGCGUGGGGCGUACACUUAAUUAAGGUGCUAGUUCUAGAAGAAGCAGACGGCGUGAUCGUCAACCAGGAAAUCGACAUCAGGUGAAAGGCCCAAACAGAAGACUUCUGUGUAUCGGAUUAAAACCUACUUGAAAUUAAGACCACCUCCAUUAUUAAGACAGGAUGAAGGUUUUCAUUGCUCUGGUUUUGAGUUUGAUCUCAGUCGCACUUGCCCAGGAGACUUUCUUAUUUCCCAACAAUGGGACAGCUUGUGUCAAGGCCACAUUUGAUGCUGAUUUUGAACUGAGCUUCACUGAUGGCAAUGAAACGUAUUUUGCAAAUUUCUCGCUCCCUGCCGAGUCAGACAUCAGUGUGGAUGGUAGCUGUGCAGUCAAGGAAAAAAUUGCCGGGCUGGACUUGAACAUGACCUCUAACAGCAGUGUUCUAUCCUUCACCUUUACCAACAAGGACGGCAAGGUCAGCGCCGACCUUCAGUUUGUGCUCAACAACCCAAGUGAAAUCUUUAAAAACCUGAAUUACUCAGCUGCUGUCGGUUUGAUUGGACGUGAUGUGGAAUUCUCAGACAUGGGCGGAGUGAACCAGAGUUAUUUGUGCAACGCUGUGGAAAACGUCACCUUGUCCAGCAGCAACGUAACUGGUGUUGAUGCCACUGUCAGCAUUCUCUUCAGCAAGCUACAGAUCCAGGCCUUCAACUUCAAGGGUAACUUCAGCGACCCUGAUGAAUGUACUGCUGACCAGUCCACGACAGUGUCCACCACUCUCCCAACAACGACUCUCCCCACGCCCACGGGCACAGGUCAUUACAACCUGACCGUUGGCAAUGACACCUGUGCAGUUCUGGUGGCCAACAUCACCGUCAUGGUCGACUACACAGACAUGGAAGGGAAAAAAGUUAGUCGUGAAGUGAUGGUUCCAGCUGAUGCCAAUGUAACAGGAUCUUGUGGUGGAGAUACAAUUGACAUGACCUUGAACAUGGCUGAGCAGGACGACUCUGAGGUCAAUGGCACACUCACUUUCACUUUCGAGAACGACAAGGGUUACACUCUGCUUACAGAAUGUGGAUUUUCAUUCAGUUUUAAUGACAGUGAGUUUUGUUUAUUGUUUUAUUUGAAAACUCAAAUAAAGGAAUGUAAGGAAAACAACUCUGAAAAUGAAGUAGACAUUAGUGCAAAGGCUGUUGUGGUUUUUUUCUUUAAUUUGAAUGUUAAAUUUAGUCGUAUGCUUUCAGUGUGUGGUGGAGGUCUCCAUGGUCUGCGGGGUUAACAAGCCAGCGCGGCACUAUGAUCCAGGAGCCUCUCACCAAUGCAAUCGCUGUGAGUUCAAGUCCAGCUCAUGCUGGC
Molecule: messenger RNA, 1381 nt
Organism: Liolophura sinensis
Lineage: Eukaryota; Metazoa; Mollusca; Polyplacophora; Chitonida; Chitonidae
Product: lysosome-associated membrane glycoprotein 1-like
Exons: 6
Coding region: 204-1304 (366 amino acids)
Biological process (GO): establishment of protein localization to organelle
Cellular component (GO): plasma membrane; lysosomal membrane; late endosome membrane
Source: RefSeq, a predicted model, not a curated record